AUGUAUCAGCCAGCACUAGCAGGCAAGGAGAAGGCCCUAGGUCUGGAUCAUACGUCUACUCUUGGUACAGUCAACAGCAUUGGCAAUCUCUACAAAGAUCAGGGCAAGCCAAAAGAGGCCGAGGAGAUGUACCAGCGAGCACUAGCAGGAUAUGAGAAGGCCUUGGGUCCAGAUCACAUGUCUACUCUCAAUAUAGUCAACAACCUUAGUCUUCUCUUUUCCAAUCAAGGCAAGCUGAAGGAGGCAGAGGCGAUGUACCAGCGAGCACUAGCAGGCUAUAUGAAGGCCCUAGGUCCAGAUCAUAUAUCCACUCUCAAUACCAUCAACAACCUUGGCAACCUCUACUAUGAUCAGGGCAAGCUAAAGGCGGCAGGGAAGAUGUACCAGCGAUCACUGGCAGGCUAUGAGAAGGCCCUAGGUCCAGAUCAUACAUGCACUCUCAAUACCGUUAACAACCUUGGCAACCUCUACUCUGAUCAGGGCAAGCCAAAAGAGGCCAAGGCGAUGUACCAGCGAGCACUGGCGGGAUAUGAGAAAGCCCUGGGUCCAGUCCACGCUAGGACCCGGCGAAUUGCAGAGAUGUUGAAUGCAUUAAGCGUUGUAGAUAGGAAAUAG
Messenger RNA from Penicillium egyptiacum, 615 nucleotides. Lineage: Eukaryota; Fungi; Ascomycota; Eurotiomycetes; Eurotiales; Aspergillaceae. The record is from the annotation of a GenBank genome assembly.